This is a messenger RNA of Peromyscus californicus insignis, 1895 nucleotides long. RefSeq names its product decorin (gene Dcn). The coding region runs from base 300 to 1391 and encodes 363 amino acids. The record is from RefSeq and is a predicted model, not a curated record. The transcript has 8 exons. Gene Ontology annotation, molecular function: protein binding. NCBI's taxonomy places the organism in Eukaryota, Metazoa, Chordata, Mammalia, Rodentia, Cricetidae.
AUAAAGUUUCUGGCUACAAUACAAGAGACGUAUCAUUACCAUAUGAUCUAAUGUGGGUGUCAGCUGGCUGUGCUCAUUGAGUGAAACCUUCGUUUCUCACUGGGCUAUGGAGUAGAAGCUGGAGGUUCCCAACCUAGUGCCAGAGAGCAGCACCCUCCUCCUUUCCACACCUGCAAACUCUUUUGCUGGGGCUGAAUAUUUAGUGUAAUUACAUCUCAGCUCUGAGGGCUCCCGUGGCAAAUACCCGGAUUAAAAGGCUGUUCCAGGUUCCCAGGCUGUUGCAAAUACAUGAGAUAAUCAUGAAGGCGACUCUCAUCUUACUCCUUCUGGCACAAGCCUCUUGGGCUGGACCGUUUGAACAGCGAGGCUUAUUCGACUUCAUGCUGGAAGAUGAGGCUUCCGGCGCAGCAGAAACUGAAGAUUCUGGUCUUCCUCCUGAUCUACCACACCUGGAGCCCCUGGGACCUGUGUGUCCCUUCCGCUGCCAGUGUCAUCUUCGAGUGGUCCAGUGUUCCGAUCUGGGUUUGGAUAAAGUGCCCAAGGACCUUCCUCCUGACACAACAUUGCUAGACCUGCAAAACAACAAAAUCACUGAGAUCAAAGAUGGGGACUUUAAGAGCCUGAAGAAUCUGCACACCUUGAUUCUUGUCAACAACAAGAUCAGCAAGAUCAGCUCUGGGGCGUUCACACCUCUAGUGAAACUGGAAAGGCUUUAUCUGUCUAAGAACCAACUGAAGGAACUGCCGGACAAAAUGCCUAAAACCCUCCAGGAGCUUCGCGCCCACGAGAACGAGAUCAGCAAAGUGCGGAAAACCGUGUUCAAUGGACUGAACCAGAUGAUUGUCAUAGAACUGGGCACCAACCCACUGAAAAGCUCUGGAAUUGAAAGUGGAGCCUUCCAGGGAAUGAAGAGGCUCUCGUACAUCCGCAUCGCAGACACCAACAUCACUGCUAUUCCUCAAGGUCUCCCUCCUUCUCUCACUGAACUGCACCUGGAUGGAAACAAGAUCACCAAAGUUGAUGCAUCCAGCCUGAAAGGACUGACUAAUUUGGCUAAGUUGGGGCUGAGUUUCAACAGCAUCUCUGCCGUAGACAAUGGCACUCUGGCCAACACUCCUCAUCUGAGGGAACUCCACUUGGACAACAACAAACUCAUCAGAGUGCCUGGUGGGCUGGCGGAGCAUAAGUACAUCCAGGUUGUCUACCUUCACAACAACAACAUCUCCACAGUCGGGUCAAACGACUUCUGCCCACCCGGCUACAACACUAAGAAGGCUUCGUACUCCGGAGUGAGUCUUUUCAGCAACCCUGUCCAGUACUGGGAGAUCCAGCCAUCCACCUUCCGAUGUGUCUAUGUCCGUUCUGCCAUUCAACUCGGAAACUACAAGUAACUCCCAACCAGCCUCAUUUUUAUAAUCUGGCAAAGAAAAAAAAGAAAAACCAGAAAACAGUCUGUCAAUAUCAUUACUAAAAGGAAAAAAAGAAAAGAAAGCUAAAUGCUGGAAACUCAAGCAUAUUGUGGAUGCCUUUUCCACACAAUCUAUUAUGCAUCAAGCCAAAUAUGCAGAUUAAAUAAUUGCCUACAAUAAAAGUAUUUUGCCUGCAAUAUUCAGAAUCAUUUUUAAAAGUUUCUGUAGAUGUGAAAGGAGCUAUCAAAACCUUAUGUAACUACACAGGUCAACCAUUUAGUAAUGCUUUUAAAAGAACCAAAUAUGAAGUCUUUUGUAAUUCAUAGAGCUAAAUUAACUCUUUUGACAUAAAGGCAAAUGCCAAACUCUAUCAAUGUAUUAAUCUACUUUAUUGUUGGUAAAGCCUCAUUUGAAUACGUAAAUUCAAUACAGGCUGUGUAAAAUUUCACUGUCAUUAUAUUGGAAAAAUAAAAUUUAAAAAAUGCA